Messenger RNA from Stylophora pistillata, 1988 nucleotides. RefSeq lists its product as uncharacterized. Gene Ontology annotation, molecular function: oligosaccharide binding; extracellular matrix structural constituent. The record is from RefSeq and is a predicted model, not a curated record. Lineage: Eukaryota; Metazoa; Cnidaria; Anthozoa; Scleractinia; Pocilloporidae.
UUGUCUUCACUUAUGUACUUAGCAGCUAAAAAAAGGGGUAAACAUAGUAUCUAAGAGCGUAAGGUAUAAGUGAGGCCCCCAUUUGUCCGUGUUCACCACUUUACUCAAACACUGGAGCCUGAUGCUCGGUUUCAUCGCCUAGAAAAUGAGAAUACAAAUAUGCUGGGCUGUGAUUACCUCAGUACUACUUAUGACCUACGUGGAAAGUUUGGCCUUCAGAACAGCAUCUUACACAGAAUCAGAGCAAAACCAGGUCUUCAAAAUCCACAGAGACUUUAGGCUUGUGGGACAUGUCUUUGAAACUUCUAUUGUUGACGAGUUCGACUGUGGAUUACGAUGCGUAAGAGACGGGAAAUGCUUGUCAUACAAUCACAAUGGUGACAAAUCUUGUGAACUGAACGACCAAACAUGGCUUCUUAGCCCGGUGGCCCUAAAACCAGCCAAUGGAUUCACCUAUUAUGAAAAGGAGGGACGAGGAUUUCACCCAUCAAAUCCCGGACGCUCUUGCAUGGACAUAAGACGCAGUAAGCAUCCCUUGCUGAAUGGAGAGUACUGGAUAGACCCAGAGGGUAACAGAAACCCCAUGAAAGUCUACUGUGAUAUGACAACUGACAGAGGAGGCUGGCUUCUUGUUGCAAACUUAGUAACGGACGGCUCAACUCCACUCCCCAUUUGGACCGCUGAGUCAUCAUACCGCGGAAUCAGUAACUUUACCAACAACAAAAUGUUUAUCACAACGAGUGCCAUGAAAGAACUCAGAACACACUUAUCUUUCACUCAGCUGAGAUUCCACUGCAGUAAACAAAAGGGACGUACCUUCCAUGUGACUACGGCUACCAACGCCUCUGGUAGAGCUGUGGUCCAGUACUUCAGCGGCCAGACAGACGUGCUACCCGACUCAUGUGGGUCUUUUCAAAGAAUGAAAGGUGACAACUCUAAGUUGGCCACUGUGUGUGAGGACUGGGGAUUUGACAAACAGAUAAAAGUGGGAAAAUGGGGACACUCUCGUUCGAGAGGAGAGAACAGAUUGUAUGCUCACACUGCAUAUGUUGCGUCUACGUAUUACUGGUUAUUUGAGGACAGCUACUGGUAUUGUGAUGAUAUGACAAACGACGCCAACCCGACGGCAGGAGAUUUUUGGAAAAUCUACUUACGUUAAAUAAAUAUAAAAAAAAUGGAAAAUUUUUCGAUCGAGUGUUGAAGCAACGUUAAAAUGCAAAGUUUUUGAUUACGAUUUAUCGUAGACGUGGGGAAAUCUCAAGUAUCACUCGGAGGCGAGAGUAAUUAAAUGAAUCUCGACCAUUUUACCGUUUUUUCGCACCUCUAGGCCAGUUUCAUGCAUUCAUUUCGAGUUAAGAUUGUUUUACUUUUGAGCAUUUUUGGGUCUAAUUGUUUGUUUUCAAUGACUUUGGCUUUGGUACUACCACAAUCAACUAAAAAUUGCUUUAGAACUUGGAAUAUGUUUCUUUUGUCUGUUUACAAAAGUAGCAAACGUAGAGAAAACCAAACGUUUCUUCCAAUUUCCUCAAAAGGUUUCUGCUAGAAACGUCAAAAGUUGCGCAUGCUCAGAUUUCCCAAAAGAUAUGGUUUUCACUACACGUUCCUUAUUUAUAAUAAAGGAGCGUAUUUUUAACACCAAUUAGAAAUUUUCUUCGCGUGCCUGAUGUAUGACGUUUACAUAUCUUCGUAUCUUACUAUUAGGGGUCAUUUUGAGAUAUAGGUAUGUAGAGUAUAUGCAGUUUUAUACUCGUAUACAUGAAACUAUAUACGGCCUCUCAAACCUUCUCUCGAUUGGCUAGGAAUUUCUUUUUUUAAUUAAGAAGCGGUAUAACAUUUUAGGAUUAUAAGCAGCAUUAGUAUUGUUGACUUUAUUUACUUUAUUUAGUAAUAUAAUAUUAUAUUACAUUAUUUAAAUACUUUGGGUCAGGGUUAGGAAAAGGCAGUAUUUUAGUAAAAUUUUUUAAUAAAAUAAUAGAUAUGUAUAUAUG